Molecule: messenger RNA, 1676 nt
Organism: Malus domestica (apple)
Lineage: Eukaryota; Viridiplantae; Streptophyta; Magnoliopsida; Rosales; Rosaceae
Product: pentatricopeptide repeat-containing protein At4g21065-like
Biological process (GO): RNA modification
Cellular component (GO): intracellular membrane-bounded organelle
Molecular function (GO): protein binding; RNA binding
Source: RefSeq, a predicted model, not a curated record
UUUGAUGCAAUGGUUGGCUGGAUUUGUAACUUUGUUCUCGCACCAUUAAAAUAUGAAAUCUCCAAGAAAAAUUUGCAGUCCGUUUACUUUAUGACCGUUAACCACCUUUGGCGCCUAAAUUCAAAAACUCCGUAGCCAAAGCCAAAGAAAGACAGUCAAUCUUCCCUACCGCUUCCCAAAACUUGUAAUUUGUAAAAGACCUCAAUGCACGAUGCCAUAUUUCAAAAGGUGCACAGGGUUAUGUCCCUUUUCAAGCAAUGCACCACCACGAAACAUGUAAAGCAAAUCCAUGGGCACAUAAUCCACAAAGGGCUUGAUCAAAACGUUCUUGGCAAGAUCGUCUCUUUCUGCGCGGUUUCGGACCGCGGAGACAUGGACUAUGCCGUCUCUGUUUUCAGAAGCGUUGAAAGCCCGGAUGGGUUUUUGUGGAACACAAUGAUCAGAGGGUUUGGGAAGACCAGGAAGCCUGAAAGGGCAUUUGAGUUUUAUAAGAGAAUGCAGGAGAAUGGAAAGGUGGCUGAUAAUUUCACACUUUCCUUCUUGCUCAAGGUUUGUGGGCAAUUGGGUUCUUACGUUUUGGGGAAACAGAUGCAUUGUGCUGCUCUGAAGCAUGGGUUGGAGUCUCAUGUCUUUGUAAGGAACACUCUCAUUCAUAUGUAUGGGAUGUUGAAGGAUGACCAAACUGCGUUCAAUCUGUUUGAUGAAAUGCCUCAACCAGAUUUAGUGGCUUGGAAUACUAUCAUUGAUAGUUAUGUCAAUUGCGGAAAGUGUAAGGAAGCACUUGACUUGUUUUUACAGAUGGUAAACAGUGGCACAGAACCUGAUGACGCCACGGUGGUUUUGACCCUCUCGGCGUGCUCUACAUUGGGUGCAUUAGAUUUUGGGAGGAGAGUUCAUUCUUUUAUUAAUCGUUUGAAUCUUAGCAGCAGUGUGACGGUGACUAAUUCGCUUAUCGGCAUGUAUGCAAAGUGCGGAGCUUUUGAAGAAGCAUAUGAGACGUUUUGUAAGAUGAAGGGGAAGAACAUAGUGUCGUGGAACACGAUGAUUCUGGGGCUUGCAACGCAUGGGCAUGCAGACGAUGCAUUGGAAUUGUUCUCGAAGAUGUUGAAGGAAAAGCUUGGGAUGCCGGAUGAAGUAACUUUCUUGGGAGUUUUGUGUGCUUGUAGCCAUGGAGGGAUGGUUGAUGAAGGAAGAAGGUAUUUUGAUGUUAUGAGCAAGGAGUAUCGUAUCCAACCAACCAUGAAGCACUACGGAUGCAUGGUGGAUAUGUUGGGGCGAGCCGGGUACGUGGAGGAGGCUUACAGGUUGAUAAAAAACAUGCCGAUGGAGUGUAAUGCCGUUACAUGGAGGACAUUGUUGGGAGCGUGUCGGCUGCACGGUGAUAUUGUGCUCGGAGAAAAGGUGAGGGGUCAUCUUUUGGAGCUGGAACCAGAUCACAGCAGCGACUACGUUCUUCUAUCGAACAUGUACGCAAGUUCAGGCGAAUGGAACGAAGUUAUACGAGUGAGAAAAUCAAUGAUUGACAGGGGAGUUCAAAAACCAGAGCCUGGUAAUAGCCUGGUUUAAAGGUCAGAGAUCGUUUCGAAAUGACCACUUUCACUUCGGCGUUCUGUAUAAAGUCUCGAAAGUUUUAUAGCAUUCCAUCUAAAAAGAUGUUUUGUUUUUGCUGAGAUUUA